Megalops cyprinoides (Indo-Pacific tarpon) is the source of this 2076-nucleotide messenger RNA. Its product is annotated as GRIN2-like protein. The record is from RefSeq and is a predicted model, not a curated record. Gene Ontology annotation, biological process: neuron projection development. Lineage: Eukaryota; Metazoa; Chordata; Actinopteri; Elopiformes; Megalopidae. The coding region runs from base 176 to 1513 and encodes 445 amino acids. The transcript has 3 exons. Gene Ontology annotation, cellular component: plasma membrane.
AGAGAGGGAGAGAAAGAGACAGGCGAAGCGCAGCACUGAGUCCGUCCCUGACUCACACUAAAGGUUAGGAGUGCUGAGAUGAGGGCCGCUGUAAUUUAAUCUCUCUUUUCAUGCCUUAAAACACAGAGACCGGUCUGCCAGCGCUUCACCCCAGGGCUGGCGGAGCUCUGGCCCCAUGGCUCAGAACGGGAGGCAUGUUUCAGAACGCUCUUCCCUGGGCGGCCAUUUUGGAUCUAGUGGGACCACCGCGGACAAGCUGCGGGCCCCCAUCUUCCCCCUGUCCAAGAGUCUCACGGACAUGGUGAUGGGCAGCCCGUGCCGGGAGGAGCCGGCGAGGACCAGGCCAGACCUGCGGAAGUGCGCAAGCAGCGCUGUGUGCCCGCUGGGAGAUGCCCGCGGCCACGCCAGGCGGCCCCAUAGUGUUACUGGGACACCGCCGCUGGGGGCUCUGAACCAUCUCCGACUCUGCGAGGGGGGGCAUCUCGCGCAGAUGGACUCUCUGGACAACGAGAGCGGGCCACACAGGAGCCGCUCGGUCAGCCUGCACGCAGCCAGAGAGGGCCGAGGCAGGGAGCCGGGCGGCUGCUGCGAGGCCGGGUCCACCUGCGCCGAGCUGGGCUGCUUCGCUAGGCGAGUCCCAGGCUGCCACGCGCUGGCGUAUCCGCAGGCCCCGGCCCAGCUGCACACAAACUCUGUGAGCGCCUGCAGGGGGCACAUCUACAGCAGCCCCACACUGCUGCACAGGGGGCUUCGAAUUUGCGCUCAGAGCCCCACCAGUUCCCCGAGACCCAGCCGGGGAAUGCUGCAGCAUUGCCGGGCCACCUGCGUCGUCCACCCAGCCAAUCACGUAGGACCGGACGACGCGUUUCCCACCCGCUGCCACCCCCUGCCCACGCCACCCGCCGUCCCCCUCCUGCCGCGGCUGGCGGGCGCGGGCGAGGAGCGGGGGGGUCAGAGGUCACUCCCCCGGGGCGUGGUGCUCCCCUUCCCCCGGCUCACCUCCUCGGUCAGCGAGACGCGUCUGGACGGGGGGCGGGGGGCACGCUGCUGCGCCCUGGCCUUCCCCUCCCCGCCCCUGCGGCGGCGGCCCACCGAGGGGACUGCGUCCCGCGAGGCGGCCACCAUGACCUCGCACCCGGAGCUGAGGGAUGCUGGGGUCCAGACCGGGCGGGACUCUCCCCCGCCCCACGUGUUCCCCGAGGUCAGCCUGGCAGGGGGGGAGGAGGAGGCCGGCGUGGGGCCGACGUCGCCGGUGAGGGAGGUGGCGUGGGACGCAGAGGGCAUGACGUGGGAGGUGUACGGGGCGGCCGUGGACCCGCAGGAGCUGGGCGUGGCCAUACAGAGGCACCUGGAGAUGCAGAUCAAGGAGGCGGCCGCCAGCCGGGCCUCCAGGGCGUCCCGCCGAGACCCAGGGGGGUCCCGGGAAGCCGGCCAACGCGGGAAGAAGGGGGGGCUGAUGGGAUUGCUGAGGAAGCCUGCCUGCUGCACCCGAUCCAGCACAACGGGGGACUGACUGGGUUGAGAUCAUCUGGUACCUCUGGAGCAGCCAUGCUGGCCUGGCCUAGUCUGAAUGGGUGCCCCCUGGUGGACAGAGAGGGACUUCCAGGCUCAUCCUAUGAAAAGAAACCACUGUGACCCCAAGUUACAGAAAGACCACACUCACUGCCAAACAAAAUGACCGGAACCUCUCGACUACCACACCUUGAAAGCUCUGCUUUUGUACUGUAUGUCUGUGCUUUUUCCUCCAAAGCCGAGCUUUUAACUGGUUUGAACACGAACUGUGUUGUUGAUGUGGGAUUAAUGCGGGCGGGAGAUGCCCCUAGUUGGAUUAAGGUUGAUGCGAGCUACCGAUGUUUUGAGGAUACAGGGUAAAAAACAAAAUGCGCUUAGAAAUUGUGGCCAUCAAAAGGCUGUUUGGGUGAAGGGCUGCGCACGCAUAGGAAAGAGAAUCAGGGCUGAAACUGUGGAUGGUGUCAGGACAGCGAUCAAACAGGGCCUUGGUCCAUUACGUCAGUGUGCCCUUUCAUGAAGUCCAACUGCACUGAGCUCGCUCUCUAAACCUGACCCCCUCCGGCA